This is a messenger RNA of Laccaria bicolor S238N-H82, 1851 nucleotides long. RefSeq lists its product as uncharacterized. Gene Ontology annotation, molecular function: RNA binding. NCBI's taxonomy places the organism in Eukaryota, Fungi, Basidiomycota, Agaricomycetes, Agaricales, Hydnangiaceae. The transcript has 4 exons. The coding region runs from base 1 to 1851 and encodes 616 amino acids. The record is from RefSeq and is a predicted model, not a curated record.
AUGAGCCUCUCGUCGCUCCUUCUGGCGAAAACGAAAGCUGUAGACACGGAACUCGAUGCAUUGUUCAAAGCCUCGUCGAUUCCAGCGGUCACAUCAAAAUCCACGCAGAGUACCGUCGACGUAAAAAAAAGGAAAAUUCACUCUGAGGAAGAUGUACAGGGCGAAGGAGCUCCCGCACUGCCGCGAAAAAAGGCGAAGUCGGUUGAAGUGAAGAGCGUCAAAUUCGCUAGUACUACGAAAACGGAAAUGAAGGAGACUAAGGCUUUGGCGAAGGAAGCGAAAGAGAAGGUGAAGGCUACGAAGGUAAAAGGGAAGGGCAAAGGCAAGGCAAAAGAGGUCAACGAGGACGAGGAUGAGGACGACGAGGAAGAUAAUAAUUCGGAUCUGGAAAACGCGUAUCUGAAGAGCAAAACGGUGAAAACCCAACUGGCCGCUGCUGAGAAGGAAGACAGCGAUGAGGAAGAAGGCGAGCCCACGCAGAUCGUGCAUGAAUCCAUACAGCCCAAGCCCAAGCCAGCAAAAAAGCAAAAAUUUGUACCGGCGGACGAAACGCCCGAGCAACGAGACAGGCGUACAAUAUUUAUUGGCAACUUGCCGUCCGAAGUUGCGCACAAACGACCUCUUAGGAAACAGCUAGAACACCACAUCACCGCCCUCGUUCCCACCUCCAAAAUUGAGUCGGUCCGCUUCCGCUCUGUAGCUUUUCAAGCCCCCACGGCGAAACUACCUACCGACGCAGAUGGCCCCUCUUCUUCCACCACAGGCACCAAAACCAAAACACCACGCCCGCAUGUCCAAGACCGCACUGCGACCUGGCGCUCCAAGGUCGACGAAAAAGACGACGAGUUCGUCAAGCAGGAUGACAAGAAGUUCCUUACCCCGAGCCAGAAGAAGAGAAUCGCGUUCAUAAACCAGGAGUUCCAUUCGUCUGCGGAUAGCGUGAACGCGUACGUGGUUUUUGCGCACCCUGUUGAGGUGAAAGACCGGCCAGCGAAUUUGCCCCCACCCAAGGAGGUGAUGGACCCUUAUGAAGCUGCGAAGGCGGCUGUGGAGAAGUGUGACGGAACCAUAUUCAUGGAGAGGAUGAUUCGUGUGGAUGUUGUUGGAAGAGAGGCGGUUGAGACGAGAAAAGAGGGGAAGGACGGUGUGGGGGACCCGAAGCUUGCUGUGUUUGUUGGGAAUUUAGAUUUUGCGAGCAAGGAGGAGGAUCUGAGGGUAUUCUUUGAGGGCGUGGUUAGUGCUGAGCGGGGACCACCGCCCUUAAAAGAGGAUGAGGAUGAGGAGGGAAUGAAGAAGCCAAAUACUUGGGUUACAAGGGUGAGGAUUGUGAGGGACAAGGAAACGCAGCUUGGGAAGGGCUUUGCGUAUAUCCAAUUUGCUGACAGGGAGUGCGUAGACGAAGUACUAGCUCUCGAGGAACAAAAGCUCAAAUUCGCCAAACGUAAACUCCGUGUACAGAGAUGUAAAAGCCUGCCCGGGGCCAAGGUAGCCGUCGACGCCAAAACGCACCCCAAAGCAGCAGCAAAUGCACCACGUUCGGCCCCAGUACCCAUCGUCAUACCCAAGGGCGACCCAGCUUUAGGCGAGCGGCUCGCCCAUCUCUCAAAAGAUGCCAGGAAACAGGCGAAGUCUAGCGAUGCAGAUCGCGUGGCGAGGAGGCUGGCGAAGAAAAAAGCCAGGAUGGCUAUAGGUCCGCCUGGUGGUUCAGGAGUGAAGGGGAAGGAUAGGGAGAGGGUUAGGAAAUCCGCUGGUGGUUCUGGUUCAUCCAAGACGAAGAAUCUUGGGAGAAAGGAUGGAAAAGGACGGGUAAGGAGCGAGAAGAGCCUGUUGAAGAGGAACUUGAAAAAGUAG